Molecule: messenger RNA, 979 nt
Organism: Williopsis jadinii
Lineage: Eukaryota; Fungi; Ascomycota; Saccharomycetes; Phaffomycetales; Wickerhamomycetaceae
Gene: PHB1
Product: prohibitin subunit PHB1
Exons: 1
Coding region: 43-888 (281 amino acids)
Biological process (GO): mitochondrion organization
Cellular component (GO): mitochondrion; membrane
Source: RefSeq, a predicted model, not a curated record
CCCCCUCUUCGAUACAAAGAGACAAGUCACAACCGGUAAAUCAUGUCCAAAGCUGCUGAAUUCAUCUCCAAGAUUGCCAUCCCAGCAGGUAUUGCGAUCUCUGCUGCCCAAUAUGCGAUGUACGAUGUGAAGGGAGGCUCACGUGCCGUGAUCUUUGACAGAAUCAACGGUGUUCAACAGCAAGUUGUUGGUGAAGGAACACACUUCCUCGUGCCAUGGUUGCAGAAGGCUGUUGUGUUUGACGUACGUACAAGACCAAGAAACAUUUCCUCCAAUACUGGUACGAAGGACUUGCAGAUGGUGUCAUUGACGUUGAGAGUUUUGCACAGACCUGAUGUUCCAAAGUUGCCAACCAUCUAUCAGAACCUGGGUCUCGAUUACGACGAAAGAGUGUUGCCAUCCAUCGGUAACGAGGUGUUGAAGUCCAUUGUUGCUCAAUUCGACGCUGCUGAAUUGAUCACACAGAGAGAGGUUGUGAGCGCCAGAAUCAGACAGGAGCUAUCCGAGAGAGCCAAGGAGUUUAACAUCAAGCUGGAGGAUGUCUCCAUUACCCAUAUGACAUUUGGUAACGAAUUCACAAAGGCUGUUGAGCAGAAGCAAAUUGCCCAACAAGAUGCGGAAAGAGCCAAGUUCGUGGUGGAAAAGGCCGAGCAAGAGAGACAGGCCAGUGUUAUCAGAGCUGAAGGUGAGGCAGAGGCUGCUGAAUUCAUCUCCAAGGCACUGGACAAGGCUGGUGAUGGUUUACUGUUGAUUAGAAGAAUUGAAGCAUCCAAGGAAAUCGCACAGACCUUGGCAAACUCCAGUAAUAUCACAUAUCUGCCUUCGAAUGGUUCUGGUGCAGACCAAAGCUCCAAUCCAAACUCUUUGCUCUUGAACUUGGGCCGUUAAGUUGAGCUUGUAUUUAUAUUCCAUUGUACAUAGAUUUCACGAUUAUACUUGAUACAGAGCACUAUUCAAAGAAAGCCAACGUUGAUUGAUG